AUGGCGGCUGCAGAACAUGUGCUCGCAAUCAAUAAUGAGAACUCGAUGGAGCUCCCUAUUCUUCCGCCAAAUCAGGGCUCUGAGGCUUUGAAAGACAUCAUAUUUGGAUCUGCGGCUGGAAUGGCUGGCAAGGUCAUGGAAUAUCCCUUUGACACAGUAAAAGUGCGACUUCAGGCACAGCCAGAUCAUCUCCCACUUCAGUACAAGGGGCCUUUGGAUUGUUUCCGCCAGUCGUUUGAGGCGGAUGGCCUUCGAGGACUCUACCGGGGCAUCAGUGCCCCAAUGGCGGGUGCUGCCGUCGAGAACAGCUGCCUUUUCUUCAGCUACCGUAUAAUUCAAGAUGUACUGAGGGCUACUUAUUAUCAAUCUGGAGAGCCGUUACCAUUUUCGGCUCUCCUUUUCAGUGGUGCUGCCUCCGGUUCAAUUACCUCGCUUGCACUCACCCCGAUUGAGCUCAUCAAGUGCAAGAUGCAAGUGCCCUCCGAAACUUCUGGCAUAAAGGCACCUGGGCCACUCAGUCUCAUUGUUACCGUGUUUCGCCAAGACGGUAUCUCCGGAUUUUGGAGGGGUCAGAUGGGAACGCUGAUCCGUGAGACUGGCGGAGGAGCAGCUUGGUUCGGGGGCUAUGAAGGCGUAUCAGCUCUGUUUCGAACAUACUAUCCAUCACCAUUGUCUUGCGAGUCAGACUCCCUUCCAAUCCAUCAACAAAUGAUUGCAGGAGCCGCGGCAGGCAUCAGCUACAAUUUCCUCUUCUAUCCUGCCGAUACCGUCAAAUCGCGAAUGCAAACGGAGGACAUAAAUCACGCCGCUGUUCGAGGCGAAAGGCAAACUUUUUGGGGUGUCGGUAAAGCUUUGUGGAAUCAACAAGGAUUCAAGGCAUUGUAUCGUGGUUGUGGAAUCACUUGUGCUCGAGCUGCCCCCAGCUCUGCUUUCAUCUUCACUGUCUAUGAAGGUUUGCGGAGCUAUUUUUCAUGA
Molecule: messenger RNA, 975 nt
Organism: Aspergillus clavatus NRRL 1
Lineage: Eukaryota; Fungi; Ascomycota; Eurotiomycetes; Eurotiales; Aspergillaceae
Gene: amcA
Product: putative mitochondrial ornithine carrier protein AmcA/Ort1
Exons: 2
Coding region: 1-975 (324 amino acids)
Biological process (GO): mitochondrial L-ornithine transmembrane transport
Molecular function (GO): L-ornithine transmembrane transporter activity
Source: RefSeq, a predicted model, not a curated record